Messenger RNA from Clupea harengus (Atlantic herring), 2561 nucleotides. It is a transcript of the gene slc8a4a, whose product is annotated as sodium/calcium exchanger 1-like. Gene Ontology annotation, biological process: calcium ion import across plasma membrane; sodium ion transmembrane transport; cell communication. Gene Ontology annotation, cellular component: sarcolemma; axon; postsynapse. Gene Ontology annotation, molecular function: calcium:sodium antiporter activity. The record is from RefSeq and is a predicted model, not a curated record. Lineage: Eukaryota; Metazoa; Chordata; Actinopteri; Clupeiformes; Clupeidae. Bases 56 to 877 code for a protein of 273 amino acids. The transcript is spliced from 4 exons.
AGAUUCUAAUGACAAUAAGCCGGUGGGUUUGGCAGACGAGGAGGAUUUGGCAAAGAUGGGGUGCCCCAGUCUUGGGGAACACACCACACUGGAGGUAGUCAUCGAGGAGUCCUACGAGUUCAAGAACACAGUGGAUAAGCUGAUCAAGAAGACUAACCUGGCUCUGGUGGUGGGGAGCAGCAGCUGGAGGGAGCAGUUUGUGAGCGCCGUGACUGUCAGCGCAGGCGAUGACGAUGAGGAGGAGAGUGGCGAGGAGCGGCUGCCCUCCUGCUUCGACUACAUCAUGCACUUCCUGACGGUGUUCUGGAAGGUUCUGUUCGCCUUCGUGCCGCCCACCGAGUACUGGAAUGGCUGGGCCUGCUUCAUCGUGUCCAUCUCCCUCAUCGGCCUCCUGACGGCCGUCACCGGAGACCUCGCAUCACACUUCGGCUGCACCGUCGGCCUCAAGGACUCCGUCACCGCCGUGGUGUUUGUGGCCCUCGGGACAUCCGUACCAGACACCUUUGCCAGUAAAGUGGCAGCCAUCCAGGACCAGUACGCCGACGCGUCCAUCGGCAACGUGACGGGAAGCAAUGCCGUCAACGUGUUCCUGGGCAUCGGCGUGGCGUGGACCAUCGCCGCCGUCUACUGGCAAAGCAAGGGCAAGCCCUUCCUCGUGCCGCCGGGCUCGCUGGCCUUCUCUGUGACCCUCUUCACCAUCCUGGCGCUGGUGUGUGUGACAAUUCUGCUGUACCGCCGGCGGCCGGGGGUGGCCGGCGCGGAGCUGGGUGGGCCGCGCACCGCCAAGCUCAUCACAACCGCGAUCUUCGUCUCCUUCUGGCUCCUCUACAUCCUGAUGUCCUCGCUCGACGCCUACUGCUACUUGCCCACGUUCUGAGCAGGGGGCGGGGGGAGAUGGAGAGAGGAAGAGUGAAAGAGGGCAGCAGAGAGGAAGAGAUGAAGAUGGAUGGAGUGAUAGAUGGAGUGGAGAAAGUUAAGAAGAAAGUCAUACAGAAAGAGAGGAAAGGGGUGAUGCUGGGAUCACACUGAAAAUAACAAAACAAACGCUCAUAAUAAUUCUAUUUAGUUUAAACAAAGUUUUAUCUCGUUGCCAAGCGAUGUGAAGUACUAAUUUCUGUAGAAAGAAAGAAAUGUCCCGCCCCUGUAAAGAAUCGUAUGCUUUGAAUGGUCAGAAUGCCUGAAACGCUGCUAGGAUGCAUUCAACUGACGUUGAGGAGUAUGCUGAUGUGCUCAGGAAGCUGAGCCAAGUUCAACUCGAAUCAACGCUGUGCUCCCACGUCACUAGCGUAGCUAAUGUCACUAGCGUAGCUAGCAUAAUUAGCGUAACUAGUGUCACUAGCGUAGCUAGCAUAAUUAGCGUAGCUAGCAUAAUUUGCGUAGCUAGCAUAAUUAGCGUUGCUAACAUAAUUAGCGUAACUAGCAUAGCUAGCUGUGUAAACCCUAGCAAACAAUAGAAAAUGUACCACUUUUACCGCUGCUACCGGUGGCCAGUGUGAUCCAGUGUGUGUGUGAGAGAGAGGAGGAAUGAAAAGUUUUAUCUUAUUUUAAUAAUAAAAAAUAAAAGAGAGGGAAGGAACAAAAAGUUCAAAUGAAGGAGUGACUAAGGCACAAGGAAAGUGACGGGUUCAGAGAAUAAGAGCACGGAAACGGAACAGAAUCAACAGCUCUUUCUCUCCCUCCCUCCUUCUCUCACUCUUCCUCUCUGUGGCCAUGUAUAUCUAUCAGUGUUCCAGUGCAGUGUUUACAUUAGGAGUUAAUAUGAUGGUCCUGACGCCGGCGUGCGUGGGGGCUACUACUACUACCCCGCGAUGAGGCGCUUUCACCUCGUCACACGCAGAACUCACACUAUUCCUUUAUCUGUUUAUUUACUGGCAUAUUUAUUAAGGUUCUCUGUCUGAAAACAAACAAACAAACAAACAUUGUCCUUCUCUUUCUCCACUUCCUUUCCUCCAUGUCUGAGAAGACGAGAAGUUUACAGCGAAGCAUCGCCGAGAUGCCGACUCACCAUUCCCUUUUUUGUCCCUUCUUGCUAUCCAUAGUCCCUCUUCUUUAAUGCCUGCUGCCAUGCCCCCAGGCCUUCUUUUUUUAUAUUGUCAGGUGUCAUGUGCUUGUCUAGUGAAAUGCUUUUUUGAAAACUAGUACUGUGUUUGGGUUCCAAAUGAGGUGAGGGGUUUAGGGUUUAACAUUGCCAUGAAGGAGUGUUCAGAUCUGGACUUCCCUCACACUAACGCUGUGUGAGCAGGACCCACAUUGACACUGGUUCUGGUUCUUGGUUCUGGUUAAGGUUCUGGCUGAAACGGCGCCUGGAUCCUGUUUUAGAUUCAGCCGUUAGCUGGGGGAGGUGUAGGGGUGGGAGGGGUCCACCUGCGUUACUAUUAUUACAGACGGAACCAACUGAGACCAAACCAAUGCCCAGAUAAGCAGGAGGAGACCUCACAGCAACACGUUGAUGUUUAUUAAGAAGACUAUGACUAUUGAUAUUCCUUAUCUAUGUAUCUAUAUAUCUCUCUCUCUCUAUAUAUAUAUAUAUAUGUGUGUGUGUGUGUGUGUGAUGGGGAGGG